Messenger RNA from Symbiodinium sp. CCMP2592, 564 nucleotides. The record is from the annotation of a GenBank genome assembly. Lineage: Eukaryota; Dinophyceae; Suessiales; Symbiodiniaceae.
AUGACUGUGUAUUGCGGCCUGUUGUCCAGUACGCUGACUGUGUACUGCACCGCGGGGUCCAAACCCGGGGUGUCCGGGGUGACGCACGGCGGAAGAUGCGAGCAUCUCCGACAGGCCUUUUUGCAGAAUCGGCUGCCGGAGCUUGCAGCGCAUGUCGAUGCGCAUGUGGCGCACCUGACGGACGUGUUGAAGAAGGAGGUCGACGAAGAUGUUGCGGAACAAUUCCUCAGGACUGCUUCCAAUCGUCGAGUCUUUGAUGCGCAAGUAAACUUCAUGCGAUGGAAGAAUGCACGGCACCAGGCGUUGCAGAAGCGGCUCGAUAGCAACAUGCACAAGUGGAUCCUCGAGGGCAUCGAAUGCUGGGAUCAGAAGCGAGCGAUGGAGGGCAAGCAAAAAGACAGCAGCGAUGCCGAUCUGGUCUACGAGCAUUUAACGAAGCGAGCUGUUCAUGAUGGCGGAAAGCUGCCUUCUCAAAUCCCGGUCAUCCGGAAGAUGAGGUAUUCGUACAGUUUGCCUCAUGCUCAGAGUAUUUACAGACGAAAUUGCAUUCCGGAGGUUUUAUAA